Mycetomoellerius zeteki is the source of this 1075-nucleotide messenger RNA. RefSeq names its product TWiK family of potassium channels protein 18. Gene Ontology annotation, cellular component: plasma membrane. Gene Ontology annotation, molecular function: potassium ion leak channel activity; outward rectifier potassium channel activity. The record is from RefSeq and is a predicted model, not a curated record. The transcript has a single exon. Bases 1 to 1014 code for a protein of 337 amino acids. Lineage: Eukaryota; Metazoa; Arthropoda; Insecta; Hymenoptera; Formicidae. Gene Ontology annotation, biological process: stabilization of membrane potential; potassium ion transmembrane transport.
AUGCCACGCGGCAUCUCAAUGAGAUCCUCCCUGAGGAGCCGAGAUUCGUCCUCGACAUCGACCGGGGUCGAUCCUCGAGAACGCGUCAAAGACUGCUGCCGAAAGCUGGUGGCUUUCAUGUGCACUCAGGUCGGCGUGGGCGGUCUGGUAGUGGGCUAUGCCAUUGUCGGUGCCUUUGGCUUCAUAUCGAUCGAAUCUCAGGUCAAUCAAACAGUGUGUGUGCAGGAUGAUACACGUCGGGAAUACGCCAACGAACUAUGGUUGAGGACCGCUAGCAAUCAGUCGGUGAACGUAUUCAACCAAACUGCUUUCUACGUGGUGUCCAACAGUAUUCUACAACGUUAUCAAGAAAAUAUUACUGGUAGAAAACAACAGAAGCUAAACUGCAAUGGUCUAGCACCUCAAGAUGUCUGGACAUUCCCAGCGGCGUUGAUGUUCUGUCUCUCGGUGUUCACUAUGAUCGGCUAUGGCAGCCUGGUGCCGAAGACCCAGUGGGGUAAAGGCGCCACUGUAAUUUACGCUGUGCUAGGCAUUCCAUUGUACGUGCUCUAUUUUUUGAACAUGGGCAAGGUGUUUGCACAGACUUUUAAAUGGCUGUAUACGCAAUUACACGAGUGCACUGGUCAGCGGAAACCUGGACAGAGAAUUAUCGUGCCCUCGACUGCUUGUCUCUGGGUAAUAUUCGGCUACAUAAUCGUUGGUUCCAUUAUAUUUGCUGAGUGGGAAGGAUGGGACUAUCUGGACAGUACUUAUUUCUGCGUCACCUCGCUCUGCAAGAUCGGUAUGGGCGAUCUAGUUCCAGGCUGGAGCCACUCUACGGAGGACAGCCAGACAAAGCUCAUCAUUAAUUUUGUGUACAUGUUGUUGGGCAUGGGUCUAAUAGCCAUGUGCUAUAAUCUGAUGAAAGAAGAGGUAUACGUGAAGGCUCGAGAACUCAAGGAACAGCUGAAUCAAGUGAUGGAUACAAUUCAUUAUAAAUUAAUAACAUGUUGUAAAUCGGAACCUACCGAUUAAGAGAUCAAAAAUGAUUCACAGGAUGAAUUAUAAAAGUCAUAAAUAGUGCCAAAAUAUAUUA